Messenger RNA from Neogale vison (American mink), 3987 nucleotides. RefSeq names its product SRY-box transcription factor 13 (gene SOX13). The record is from RefSeq and is a predicted model, not a curated record. Gene Ontology annotation, molecular function: DNA-binding transcription factor activity, RNA polymerase II-specific; RNA polymerase II cis-regulatory region sequence-specific DNA binding. The transcript is spliced from 14 exons. Gene Ontology annotation, cellular component: nucleus. The coding region runs from base 583 to 2430 and encodes 615 amino acids. Lineage: Eukaryota; Metazoa; Chordata; Mammalia; Carnivora; Mustelidae. Gene Ontology annotation, biological process: regulation of transcription by RNA polymerase II; cell fate commitment.
CUGUGGAGUCGCCUCGCAGCACCGAGCUGCGAGCGCCCUGCUCCCGGUCCCGGCUCGAACUGAACUGUGCAAGUGGCGGGUCCUGGAGCCCCGGCCCAGGAGCGGCGAGCCCAGGUCUGAGCCCGGGGUGCAGCGGCCGGCCGCCGAGGCCCUGGUUCGGGACCGAGCCGAGGCGCGGAGCGGGAGAGCCGGGCGGGCGGGCCGGCGCCGCGUCCGGGCGAGUCAGGGAGCAGGACCGCGGAAGGCAGGGAGACGGCCGCAAGCAGAGGGCAGAGGGCAGAGUGCAGAGAGCGGCCUGGCUCGGCGGAGGGCGCCGCCCGGCCGGAACCGAGCUCUACGCCCGGGACUGCGGCCGGCGGUGGGGCGCGGACCCAGGGUGGCCACGAGUCCCGAGCGACUCCCCGGCCCACGGCGGGGGGCGUGCCUGCUCCCAACGCAGCCGCCCCAGCCCUGCGCGCCGGUCAGCCGCGUUGCCGCUGGGGCAUGUGAGCGGGAAGUCCGGGCUGCCAGCCGCGAGGACCCGUUCGGAGGAGGAGCCGGAGCAGGAGCGCGGAGCCCGGAGCCCAGCGCCUGGCUGAGUAGAUGUCCAUGAGGAGCCCGGGCUCUGCCCAGCUGGCCCCGGAUGGCGUUGGCACCAUGGUGAACUGUACCGUCAAGUCGGAAGGGAAGAAGGAGCCCUGCCAUGAGGCCCUCCAGGGCUCGGCCGCCGCAGCUGAACCUCAGCCCGGAGACCCAGCCCGGGCUCCCCAGGAUGCUGUUGACUCCCAAGCUCCAGCCCAGGACUGUAGCUCCCCUGAGAGCAAUGGGUCCCCGGAACCCAAGAGACCGGGAGCUUCUGAGGCUGCCUCUGGAAGCCAGGAGAAGCUGGACUUCAACCAACAUUUAAAAGAAGUCGUGCCCGCUAUUGAGAAGCUACUGUCCAGUGACUGGAAGGAGAGGUUUCUGGGAAGGAGCUCUGUGGAAACCAAAGAUGUCAAAGGGACCCAGGAGAGCCUGGCCGAGAAGGAGCUCCAGCUCCUGGUCAUGAUCCACCAGCUGUCCACGCUGCGGGACCAGCUCCUGACGGCGCACUCCGAGCAGAAGAACAUGGCUGCCAUGCUGUUCGAGAAGCAGCAGCAGCAGAUGGAGCUGGCCCGGCAGCAGCAGGAGCAGAUCGCCAAGCAGCAGCAGCAGCUGAUUCAGCAGCAACAUAAGAUCAACCUCCUCCAGCAGCAGAUCCAGCAGGUCAACAUGCCUUAUGUCAUGAUCCCGGCCUUCCCCCCGAGCCACCAGCCCCUGCCUGUCACUCCCGAGUCCCAGCUGGCCUUGCCUAUUCAGCCCAUCCCCUGCAAACCAGUGGAUUACCCCCUGCCGCUGCUGCACACGCCCCCUGCCCCCGUGGUGAAGAGGCCGGGGGCCAUGGCUGCCCACCACCCCCUGCAGGAACCCUCCCAGCCCCUGAACCUCACGGCCAAACCCAAGGCCCCCGAGCUGCCCAGUGCCUCCAGCUCCCCCAGCCUGAAGAUGAACAAUUGUGGACCCCGCCCCCCGAGCCAUGGGGCCCCCACACGGGACCUGCAGGCCAGCCCGCCCAGCCUGCCACUGGGCUUCCUCGGUGAAGGGGACGCUGUCACCAAAGCCAUUCAGGAUGCUCGACAGCUGCUGCAUGGCCACAGUGGGGCGUUAGAGAGCUCUCCCAAUGCUCCCUUCCGGAAGGACCUCAUCAGCCUGGACACAUCCCCGGCCAAGGAGCGGCUGGAGGAGAGUUGCGUGCACCCCCUUGAAGAAGCCAUGUUGGGCUGCGACAUGGACGGCUCCCGCCACUUUCCCGAGUCCCGCAACAGCAGCCACAUCAAGAGGCCCAUGAAUGCCUUCAUGGUGUGGGCCAAGGAUGAGCGAAGGAAGAUCCUCCAAGCCUUCCCAGACAUGCACAACUCUAGCAUCAGCAAGAUCCUUGGCUCCCGCUGGAAGUCCAUGAGCAACCAGGAGAAGCAGCCGUACUACGAGGAGCAGGCAAGGCUGAGCCGCCAGCACCUGGAAAAGUACCCCGACUACAAGUACAAGCCGCGGCCCAAGCGCACGUGUAUCGUGGAGGGCAAGCGGCUCCGGGUGGGCGAGUACAAGGCCCUGAUGAGGACGCGGCGCCAGGACGCCCGCCAGAGCUACGUGACUCCCCCCCAGGCCGGCCAGCUGCAGAUGAGCUCCCCCGACGUCCUGUACCCGCGGGUGGCAGGCGUGCCCCUGGCUCAGCCCCUGGUGGAGCACUACGUGCCCCGGAGCCUGGACCCCAACAUGCCUGUCAUCGUCAACACCUGCAGCCUCAGGGAGGAGGGUGAGGCCACGGAAGACAGGCACUCGGUGGCGGAGGGCGAGCUGUACCGGUACAGCGAGGACGAGGACUCGGAGGGCGAGGAGAAGAGCGACGGGGAGCUGGUGGUGCUCACAGACUGAUCCUAGCGGGAUGGGUGGGCCUGGCCUCCUCCCCCGCCCCCCGGAAGACCUGGCCCUCAGCCCAUGGGUGCAGCCAGCCGGCCUGGACUCUGUUGGUACUUGGACUUGGGCCUGUCGGGGAGAGGGGCACAGCUGUGCACUUGUAGAUAGCCUCCUGGGGGGAAAUGCCCUCCCCACCACCCCUGCGGCCGCGCCCAAGGAGCUGCUGGCCUUGCUGGGAGGACCUGUAGGGUGCUCUGGGGCUGAGGGCCUCGGCCGGCUGGGCCCAUGACCGGUGGGGCUCAUGGUCAGCGGACACUGUAGGACCCUCCCCUCCUGCGGGUCUCCUCACUCCAGGGGUGUGGCAGCUCCAGACCUGUCCCCCUAGGGCCACAUGCUUUGUUUCCAUUCUCGUCCUGGCUGGACCAGCCCCUGUAGGACCAACACCCUCUUCCAUCCCACACCCCGCCCCCCUUCCCAAAUCGCUCCUCUAUCCCAGGAUCACUUUGUACUUCGUGCAAAAAGGUCUGGCUGUCCUUCGCUGUCUUGAUCUUCUGCCAAGCCUGUGGUGCCUCUGGCUGCUGUGUUGAUGCGCGCGUAUGUGUAGGUGUGCGCACACGCGUGUUUCCAUCUGUUCACUUAUUGCACAAGGGAUUUACUGAGCCCCUGCUCCGUGCCAGGCACCGUUGCUAGGUUCCUGUGGGUGUCUCUCUCGAUGCCACUCUUGCUUCUCUGGGGGCCUCUCCGUGCUUCACUGUCCCCAAAUUGCUACCUCUUUGUCAGUCUGGGUGUCUCAGGUUCUGUGUGUCCUGUGUGUGUUUCUGUCCUCGUUUCUCUGCAGGGCUGUGCUUUUCUCCCUUUCUUGGGGUCUGCCUCUGCCCUUUGGACACCGCUGGUCAGCCCCAGAGCCCACCAGCCGCCCUGACCUCCCCCUGCCUUACCCUUCAUUCCCUCCCUGCCUCUCCCCUGCUGGCUGGUUCCCACAGAGCCAUUUUUAGCUCCGAGCAACAUGGGAAUGUGUUCAGCCUCCAAGGGGGUCUUAGUGCCCCAGUCCCUGGUCCCAGUCUGAGUGCUGGGAGUUGAGGAUAGGAGGAUUGAUGCCCCGCCCCCCCUUCCUGACAGUUGACGGAAGCCCUGGAGAACCAGGGCUGCUCCUCAUGGCAGCUGGUGAGUGGGCAGUGGGAGGGGGCUCCCCAUUCUCAGUCAGGUGUGGGGAAGUUGCCUCAGCUCCUGCUCACAGGGACAAGUUGUAUCCCCAAGAAGAACCCCACUGGCACCUGACUCCAAAGAUCCAGAACAGCCCUUGGGUCAGGGUGGGAAGGGAACCCCAAACCCCACCGAGGCAGUUGCGGUGUCUGUGCCAACCCCCUCCCCCAGUCGCUUUCUCUUCCUCCCCCCUUCCCUUCCGCCCAACUUCUCUCCAGGCUGUUUCUUUUUUUAUGACUGUAAACAUAGAUAGUGCUUUAUUUUGUUAAUAAUAAGAUAAUGAUGAGUAACUUAACCAGCACCUUUCUCCUGUUUACACUUGGGGAAUUUUUUUGUUUUCUGUUGGCAUAAUAAAGACAGACCAUUUCAGAA